Messenger RNA from Fimicolochytrium jonesii, 1874 nucleotides. RefSeq lists its product as uncharacterized. Bases 253 to 1428 code for a protein of 391 amino acids. The record is from RefSeq and is a predicted model, not a curated record. The transcript is spliced from 2 exons. Lineage: Eukaryota; Fungi; Chytridiomycota; Chytridiomycetes; Spizellomycetales; Powellomycetaceae. Gene Ontology annotation, molecular function: protein-folding chaperone binding. Gene Ontology annotation, cellular component: cytosol. Gene Ontology annotation, biological process: translational initiation.
UUUCUCGAAUCUCUCAGACGCCGGACGACGCGUUGGUCCGCCACAGAAGAAACACUGAGGCACUCCUCAACGGGCAAGCCCACCUUCCACCUGCCCCCGCAUCGCCACAUCUCCUCGUUUUCUUCCUCCCGAACGCUUCUUUUCCCUCAACCAGGCCGUGUGAUAAAACAGGUGAUUCGAACAUACGGAGCUCGUGACAGUCCCUCAAGCGAAAACACAUCCAACAAACGCGCCCACACCGACUCCGACGCCAUGGGCAGAGACUACUAUUCCAUCCUCGGUGUGGCAAAAGACGCCGACGAGGACGCCAUCAAGAAAGCAUACCGGAAAGCCGCGCUAAAGUGGCAUCCAGACCGUAACCCAGACAACAAGGAGCUAGCCGACAAGAAGUUCAAGGAACUCUCCGAAGCCUAUGAAGUCCUAUCCGACAAACAAAAACGAACCAUCUACGACCAGUUCGGGGAAGAUGGAUUGAAGGGCGCUGCAGGAGCCGGUGGUGCAGGGCCAGGUGGUUUCCCAGGAGCCGGCGGUGCCGGCGGAUUCCCCGGCGGCUUCCCUGGCUUCCCUGGCUUCACGUCAGGAGGAGGUGGUCCAGGUGGUGCGCGCACAUUCAGCUUCAACAUGGGCGGACCAGGCGGCGGUGGUGCUGGAUUCCGACCGUUCCAGCCGUCCAACGCUGAAGACAUCUUCCGUCAGUUCUUUGGAGGCGCCAGCCCGUUCGGCGGUAUGGGCGGCGGAAUGGGAUCGGAUUUCGAUGACGAUGAGGGUGGAAUGGGCGGAGGAAUGGGUGGCAUUCCUGCCGGUUUCUUCUCUCGCGGGGCUGGAGGACCAGGUACCGGCGCACGCGGUGGACCAGGUCGCGCAGGCGCUCAAACUCCCUCCGCCAGCUCCUCCGUUCAACGUCAACUCCCUGUCUCACUGGAGGACCUAAGCGCAGGUGCCACCAAGAAGCUAAAAGUCACCCGCAAGAAUCUCGACGGCACAUCAUCGGAAAAGGUCCUCGCGGUGCAAAUCAAACCGGGAUGGAAAGCAGGGACAAAGAUCAAGUUCGCAAAAGAAGGCGACGAACUACCCCCCCAAGGCAGCGGAAACGCCCAAGACAUCGAAUUCGUCAUCGAAGAGAAACCCCACCCGAAUCUCAAACGCGACGGCGACCAUCUCCGCACAGACCUCACAAUCGACCUCGUCGAAGCCCUCACCGGAUUCAAGAAGCAAGUACCCGUCCUCAACGGCCGCACCGUCGAGGUAUCCGGCGCGCAAGGUCCCGUACCCGCGAAACCGGGAGAGGAGAUCGUCGUUAGAGGGGAAGGCAUGCCCAUCUCGAAGCAGCCGGGCAAGAAGGGGGAUCUGAUCGUCAAGCUGAAUGUCAGGUUCCCGCCGACGAUCUCGCAGGCGCAGAAGGAAGGCGUCAAGAAGCUUUUCGCGUGAGUAGAUUACGUAGAGAUACCAACCGCUUUCAACGCGACAUCACCGACUGCCCUUUUCCCCUUCUGUCACUCUUCGGGACAGCACCCACCCGUUUCCUGAUUCAAAACGCAACACGCCGGAGGACAUACCACCUCCCCUACCUCGGCGUCCACCACCAUCUUCCACCGUGCCUCCUCAAGGCUGCCCGCUCCCUCAACAAUCACGACCUCCCUUCACGUGCGCAUCACCGCCACUACCGCCACGCCCUCGCCGUCGUUGGUGGAAGCUCUGACCGCUCUCACCGCGGAAACCGGUGUACGUCAGAUUCUCUCGGCCUUGUAGGCAUAUUGUAUAUUUUCCUCCGCAUUUUGGCUUUGUAUUCCAUUGUUGCUUUUGCCCUUUUUCAAAAUACCUUCGUCAAAUAAUACACGAUCUUUGGCUUAUGUCGCGCAAAUGUUCUUUCUUGC